CACUGGGCGCAUCUGCGAGGAGCGGAAAACACAGCUAGAGAAAGAAAGAGCUUUGCUACGCCAUUGGUUCGAGGUGCGGGUCCGGAGAUGAAGCUACUGGACGUGUCCAAAUGUCACGAGGACAACCCCCAGUUCAAGAACUCGCUGGAGAAAAUGGAGGCGAGUUCGGACAGCCUGCGUGGUAGUGUGCACGAACAACACAUGUGACCAUGUCCGAGCUGCAUGUAGCUUUGCUGGAGCUUUCGCAGCGUCAGUCAGCGCACCAUGUAGGUAGUAGCUACCCCCGUGACCUUUCUCCGUCUCUCUCCGUCUUUCUCCACCCGUAGGAAGGGAUGCAACAACUGGAGCGACAGAUGAGAAAGAUCUGCGCCCUGUGCGAGGAGAGAGAGGCCCUCGCCCAAAAGGACAGGCAGCUCUACAACGAGCUCAUUUCAGAGUUUGAAUUCUUCCUGAAGCAUGAGGUUGAUACUGAAGAGCCAAGUAUAACAAGUCUGACUGAAGUAAUGACUACCGGUCUCAGACAACUUGUGGACAACAGAGAGAGAAUGUUUGAACAGAUAAAACUGGGAAUGUUGCAGCCGCUGCAUCAUUUCCUAGACCACGAACUGGAGCAGGUGAAGACGACACAGAAAACCUACCACAAGGCCAAGGCUGAUUCCCUCCAUGUUGUCGAGAAACUGAGUCAGUGUAAGAGACAUGAAAUUACCGGAAUGAGUGAGCUGUCCCUGCAGCUAUUUGACAGCCGCUAUGCCCUCCACAAGGGAGCGUGUGCCUAUGCCAUAGACCUCAACCAUCUCCACGCCAAAAAGACCCCAGACUUUCUGCAGAAACUGGUUGAUUUCAUGACGUCGCAACUCUCGUACUUCCAUCUAGGGCAAGUCACAAUUGACGAUGUACGCCCUUAUAUGGAAAACACAUACACUAUUAUGGAGAAACUUCGGUCAAAGGCAAGUCUUCAUGAUGCUCAGCAACGUACACAGACCACUAGCCUUUUAGGAGAGGUUUUAUUGGUGAGAGCUAAGGACCUGGCAAACUUCCACACCCACGAUCUCCACUUUAACACGGACACGGCCAAGUCGACUGUCAUGAGACACCUCAAAGAGCAGCACUCGUCAGUGGCGGUGGAGGAGAAAGAGCUGGACAACUUCGACGAAAAGAUGUCCAUACCACCAAAUAUCCUGACAAAGAGUGGGUACCUGUGGUACGCAGAGACCAAGACGUUUGGAACCCACUGGACCAGACUCUUCUUCUGCAUCAAGAAAGACAUGCUAGUCUCUGCCGAGUCGACAGCCAAAAUCAGAGUACCCAUAUCCCUCAAUCUCAACCUGUGCAGUGUGAAGCCGGCACAGGUGACCGACACAGAGAGGAAUUUCUGUUUCAAGGUCAUAUCUCCCAUCAGAUCUCUUCUCCUCCAGGCCGAGAGCUCCAGAGACAUGCAGCAGUGGAUGGAGGUGCUGCAGAAUGCGAUAUCACACGCCCUCCACUGCCCGAGCACACCAGAGAAAGAGAGAACUUUUACCAAUCUCGCCUCUACCUCCUCCUCCUCCUCCUCGUCUGCUCCUACCUCCUCCUCAACUCACACUUCUCUUCCCUCCAGUUCCUCUCCCAUCCCUCCCGUGAGACGGAAGACGAAGAGCAAGGUGAACGUGACAAAGGAGCUGUACGCCGUGGCAGGCAACGAGGCGUGUGCAGACUGUGGAAACACCAAACCCAAGUGGGCCAGUAUCAAUCUUGGUGUUCUGGUGUGCAUAGAAUGCUCUGGUGUUCACAGAAGUCUCGGUGUCUACGUUUCUCAGGUUCGCUCUCUGACUCUAGACACACUCAAGCCGGAAUGGCUGGAGAAACUGAAGGAAUUUGGCAACAAAAACUCCAACGGCAUCUAUGAGAAAAACCUGCCCGAAGACUUUGAUAGAGGUAUAUACUGUGUGUGUACAUAUUAUAUGUAGGCAUAAUUAUAGCAUUAGAGUGGGAAAGUGUGAGAGACACAAAAUUUUUGUAAGUUGCAAAUUUUCGUGGGAGACACAAAAUUUUUGUAAGUUGCAAGUUUUCGUGGGAGACACAAAAUUUUUGUAAGUUGCAAAUUUUCGUGGGAGAUGCAAAAUUUUUAUUUUUGCGGAGAGAACUAUAACACAUCACUCAGUUUAGUAGUGUUUGUAGAAGAAAGGGGAGAGGAUCCUCUUGUUGUGUACGUCCAUACAAUAGACACCAGGGACAGGUAAAUCUGAGCAAAAUAUUUAGUGUAUGUGUAAUGAAUGGUGAUUAUGGGUGGUAGAGAGAGGGAGAGAAUGUGUUGGCUUCCCCCCCUGUGACUGACAGAGGCAGUUCGUACGGAGGAAGGACGGCAGGAGUUCAUAACGGAGAAGUACAUUGAGCUCAAGUACACCGGGGAGGAGGAGAGAGAGACGAUUCGUGAGCAGAGGAAGGAGACCCGGGCCGAGAGCGUUCGCAGAUCCAACAAACUCAUCUCACACACAAGCUGUCCCGCAGGAGCUGAGACCCAGAAACCAGAGGGAGCCGCAGUGGCACUGUCAUCGUCUCAGGCGACAGGUGGCGCUAGCCACCCAGCGACAGCACGCAGCAACUCUUUCACCAACUCACUUCUGUCUUCGCUGAAAUCUGAUGCGGGGAACAAGCAGUCGGGGAAGAAAGAUCGCCGCUGUCUAAGAGAAGGACGAAGAAGGAGAAGGAGAAGAAGGAGAAGAACGGUGGGAAGAAGGGUCGCAGGGGAGGGACGUUUGGAGGGGAGAGUGAGGGAGGGGAGAAGGGAGGAGGGGGA
Molecule: messenger RNA, 2776 nt
Organism: Geodia barretti
Lineage: Eukaryota; Metazoa; Porifera; Demospongiae; Tetractinellida; Geodiidae
Source: the annotation of a GenBank genome assembly